UGGAAAAAAAAGGUUCGAGCUUUUUGACGGCUAGUAAUACAAGGGCAGGGCCGGCUGUUCCCUCCCCUCUCUAUCCUCUUUCUCUCUCUCAUCUUUCUCUCUCUAAAGACGGACCCAGAAGCCUUCUCCUAUUCCGAUAAUGUUAAGAGCAAAGCAAAUUGGAAAUCUCUCAAAUAGUGCUAGGUCCUUCUUUCUUAGUGGGUCGCGAUGUAACGCUGCAGAUGGUAGUAGCUCUUGCACUUGUUCUGAAGAUGAAACUUGUGUUUCGCGAAGGCAGAACCUAAGGCAUGGGGGGAUACUUGCACAAAAUCCGUCUACCUUGGCAUCCAGAACUUCGGCAAGAGUUGGAACUCUCAUUUCAGGAGAUGCAGUGAAAGCAGUUAGUACCGAAAAGGCAAGCAUGCACAACCCGACUUCUCUAAAGCAAGUUAUUAUAUCUCCGAAAAGUUUGGGGAGAUCGGAGUGCGUAAGUUAUGCUAGCACCGUUGAGAAGAACGUGGAACACUCUUCGCCUGUUUUUUCAGACCAGUUUGUUAAGGCAGGUGUUGCAGCAGUGAAUUUUCUGUCUGAUGUAAUGAAUUAUAAAUUUCCGUUAUCUGAUGGAAUUGGAAUAUUUAACAAUAACUUGCCCCAAAAUUGUAUGGUUGAUCCGGCCAGGCUUUCUACUAGUAUCAGAUCAUCGCAUGUGAAUCACGUUAAAAGAAAGAACUUUUCUGGUGUCCAUCCAAGACCAUCUGUUGAGGCAGCAGUGCAGUAUAAUUCCACAAGUAGCACGAAGAGUAAAGACAGUAAAUCCAGUUCAGUUAAGGGUGUAAACAAUGUCCCCAAUACUAGGAAUGGAAACUCGUGGGCAACUCGAAGUGUACCUGCAGAAGCUCGUGAUAGAAGAGCUAUACCGAAUAGAACGAAAGCUUGUCUAAACAGCUUCAAAGCUGAUUUUAGUUCCGACUCGAAUCAGUCUACAGAUGGUGGAAAUGUGGGGUUUGGUAAUAAAGGUUUCAACAGGCCUCCGAGAGAGAUGAAUUUUCCAACAGGAUAUGCUCCAAUCAAGAGGCCAUAUGCAAACACCGCGAAUGUUGUCGAAAGAGUUUCUCACAUGCUGCAUGGGCUCAGGUGGGGGCGAGCUGCUGAAGAGGCUCUUGAAAAUCUCAACUAUGCGAUGGAUGCAUUUCAGGCCAACCAAGUACUAAAGCAACUUCAAGACCAUAAUGUUGCUCUUGGAUUCUUUUAUUGGUUAAAACGGCAAGCAGGGUUCAAGCACGACGGGCACACUUACACCACAAUGGUCGGCAUCCUUGGUCGUUCCAGAGAGUUUGGUGCCAUAAACAAAUUGCUCCAUGAGAUGGUGAAGGAAGGAUGUCAACCAAAUGUUGUCACGUAUAACCGUCUUAUUCACAGUUAUGGCAGAGCAAACUACUUGAAAGAAGCAAUUAAUGUGUUCAAUCAAAUGCAAAACGCAGGGUGUGAGCCUGACCGCGUGACGUACUGCACACUUAUUGACAUCCAUGCUAAGGCUGGUUUUCUUGACGUUGCUCUCCGUCUAUACGAUAGGAUGCAACAAGCCGGGCUUUCUCCUGAUACAUUCACUUACAGUGUCAUAAUCAACUGUCUAGGGAAGGGAGGUCACUUAACUGCUGCCCACAACCUGUUUUGUAAGAUGGUCAGUGAGGGUUGUGUUCCUAAUUUAGUCACCUACAAUAUCAUGAUAGCUUUGCAAGCCAAAGCAAGGAACUAUGAGACUGCGUUGAAGCUUUACCGGGAUAUGCAGAAUGCGGGUUUCGAUCCAGAUAAGGUUACUUACAGCAUAGUAAUGGAGGUGCUUGGCCAUUGUGGGUAUCUUGAGGAAGCAGAAGCUGUUUUCGUUGAGAUGAGACACAAGAACUGGGUGCCUGAUGAACCAGUCUAUGGUCUUUUAGUGGAUUUGUGGGGCAAGUCAGGUAACAUUGAGAAGGCUUGGGAAUGGUAUCAAGCAAUGCUUAAUGCAGGGUUGCAGCCUAAUGUGCCCACUUGCAAUUCUCUCCUCAGCGCUUUCCUUAGGGUGCAUCGGCUGACGGAGGCCUACGAGUUGCUGCAGAGCAUGGUGGAUUGGGGCCUCAACCCGUCUUUACAAACUUAUACUUUGCUACUGAGUUGUUGUACAGAAGCACAGUCACCAUAUGACAUGGGGUUUUGUUGCAAGCUCAUGGCAACCACGGGCCACCCCGCGCAUACAUUUCUGCUGUCCAUGCCAUCUGCGGGACCUGACGGUCAGAAUGUUCGAGAUCAUGCGAGUAGGUUCUUGGAUCUGAUGCAUAGUGAGGAUAGAGAGGGCAAGAGGGGACUUGUGGAUGCAGUGGUGGAUUUUCUCCACAAGUCGGGGCUAAAGGAGGAGGCUGGCUCGGUUUGGGAGGUGGCUGCACAAAAGAACGUGUAUCCAGACGCGGUCAAGGAGAAAAGCUCUUGUCAUUGGCUCAUCAAUCUCCAUGUUAUGUCGGAUGGUACUGCUGUAACGGCACUUUCAAGGACGCUCGCCUGGUUUCGUCGUGAAAUGCUAAUCUCUGGAAUUUGUCCAAGCCGGAUUGAUAUUGUGACGGGAUGGGGCCGCAGAAGCAGGGUCACUGGAGCUUCUCUGGUGAGGCAGGCUGUGCAGGAACUGCUGCGUAUGUUCAGCUUCCCAUUCUUUACUGAAAAUGGCAAUUCUGGGUGUUUUGUGGGCUGCGGCGAGCCUCUUAAUAGAUGGUUGCUCCAGUCUUAUGUGGAGCGAAUGCAUUUGUUGUAGACGUUUAUGUACCGCCAUUAUCGUGGAAAACACAGUUUUGUAGCCCCCGGAGGGAGGAGCGGAGCCUGGUAAUGCCCGUUGUGUACAGUUUUGUAUUGAAACUGGAUCUUGAGAUUUUUUUUCCUGGUACUGGAUUUUUAACUUAAAUGAGAAGUUUUUUAUCCUCUAUCUAUAUAUGCUUCUAAUAAUCUGCAGAACUAAAAAAUCAUGUCGUUUUCAUGGUGUUUAGUAGUCAUAUCUCGUGAUAUAUGAUGGAUAACCAAAU
This is a messenger RNA of Morus notabilis, 3023 nucleotides long. RefSeq names its product pentatricopeptide repeat-containing protein At1g74750. Lineage: Eukaryota; Viridiplantae; Streptophyta; Magnoliopsida; Rosales; Moraceae. The coding region runs from base 140 to 2758 and encodes 872 amino acids. Gene Ontology annotation, molecular function: protein binding. The transcript is spliced from 2 exons. The record is from RefSeq and is a predicted model, not a curated record.